Molecule: messenger RNA, 658 nt
Organism: Erigeron canadensis
Lineage: Eukaryota; Viridiplantae; Streptophyta; Magnoliopsida; Asterales; Asteraceae
Product: histone H3.3-like
Exons: 3
Coding region: 58-522 (154 amino acids)
Cellular component (GO): nucleosome
Molecular function (GO): DNA binding; structural constituent of chromatin; protein heterodimerization activity
Source: RefSeq, a predicted model, not a curated record
CCCAAACUAACAUUAGACAUGCACGUAACUAAAUUAAUAUAAUAAUAUUAUAGUUAUAUGGUUAGUAACAUAGUUUCCUCUGAAAGAAUAAUCCAAAACGCAAUAAUACAUAUGGCUCGUACGAAGCAAAGCGCUCGCAUGGCUAGUGCUGGAAAAGCUCCGAGGAAGGUGCUUAAAGUAUGUGGUUGUGGUUGUGGCGGCAGGAACAGAAUUCCAAUAUUAAUAACAAGGCCUCAUCGUUAUCGUCCUGUUGCUCUUCGUGAAAUCCGCAAGUAUCAGAAGAGUACCAAUCUCUUGAUCAGAAAACUGCCAUUCCAAAGACUUGUUCGUGAAAUCGCUCAUGACUUCAAGACUGACUUGAGGUUCCAGAGCCAUACUGUGUUGGCACUUCAAGAGGCAGCCGAAGCGUACCUUGUGGCACUGUUUGAAGAUACCAAUUUGAGUGCGAUUCAUGCCAAGAGAGUUACCAUCAUGCGCAAAGAUGUGCAGUUGGCCCGUCGUAUCCGUGGGGAGCAUACUUAAAUACAUUCAGCUUAAUACAAUAGUUAAUUAAUACUAAUGAUUAGCUUGGAGACUAGUUUAUGUCGCUUUAAGGCCUUUGUGUUAUUUUAAUUGAUAAAGUAACUGAAUACAAUAUCUAAUUUAUAGAUUAAGUCAA